Molecule: messenger RNA, 1130 nt
Organism: Anoplophora glabripennis (Asian longhorned beetle)
Lineage: Eukaryota; Metazoa; Arthropoda; Insecta; Coleoptera; Cerambycidae
Exons: 1
Coding region: 18-1121 (367 amino acids)
Biological process (GO): protein monoubiquitination; protein polyubiquitination; proteasome-mediated ubiquitin-dependent protein catabolic process
Cellular component (GO): ubiquitin ligase complex; nucleus; cytosol
Molecular function (GO): ubiquitin protein ligase activity; ubiquitin conjugating enzyme binding; cyclin binding
Source: RefSeq, a predicted model, not a curated record
UUCAAAAAAACUUUGAAAUGUCACUGAGUCUCGAGAAAAACUAUAAAACCGUUAUUUUAGAAGUAAGACCAAGACUACAGAGUGUGAAUGCAUUUGUUUCUUUGUUAAAUUGUAAUACAACUGUUAAAAUUAUUUUGGACGAGGAACAAAUUAAAAUAAUAGACGAUGAUCGAGUUUCGACGAUUCUUUGUAAAGGCAUUAAUGCGGUACCGAACAGUUUAUCGUCUUUUAAACAAACCGACAAUUAUAUCGUAUUCAGAUUUGUGACAAAUAAUAGUUUAGAGAAUUUGGGAAGUUUUAAAACUGAGCUGUUACAAAAUACCGUGGCUAGUAUCGAGUCCCUCAGUAACAAACCCGUGCUUACCAAAGGUGUCAACUACACAGUCCAGUGUAUUAAUUGCAGCAAAGCUUUAAACGUUCCCAUCAAAUUUCAAAGAAUAUUGCCCUUACCUUCAGACAGUUCUGAUCCGAACGAAUGGUUUUGCCAUGCACAGAGUAGCAAGGAUAACGUGUCUUUAGAUCCUAAGGAAACCGAUAUUUUUUACACACAUUGUUAUCUCCACAUAAACAAAUCCAAUUUGUUGAACAUUAAAGGAAACGAUAAAGUAAUCGUUUGUAAGUUCUGUUUGAAUUGGCUGGGAAUUAUUUACAAUCAAAACACGCUGAGGAUAUGGCUCAAUACCGUGAAGUUUUUAGACAAUAAUUCUGCUAUAUCAACGGACAGCCUUAGUGAUAUUUUUCAUUCGUUCAAAGACAUUUUUAGGCAUUCCUUGUAUAAUUCCUUAAAGUUAAUGAUAGUUUGCCAAACAUCGUCGAGUCAGAGUGAUUCUGUUUUAAUUUGGGUGUUAGAAAAAAAGCUGCAAAUUUUCAUUGAAACUUCCGGCGGCCUCAAAAAGUUUGACGUUGCAAAAGUUUUAUUUAAAUAUGCGAAAAGUGAAGACGAGGCAUUUAAACAGUGGCAAAGUGACUCGAUGAUUAAUCUUUUAAACAUAUCCAAGCCUAUGAUGCUUAAUACAAUAAAACAUCUUCACAAAUUUAACAAAAUGCUACCACCGUUGUACUCAAAGUCUAAUGAUUUAAGUGUGUCAUAUAUUUUUAUGUACGAACCGUUUAUUGAGUAAAUAUUUUAU